ACGUGAAAGAUUUGUAUAAUUCGAGUGACCAAACGUGUAAUUUAGCUGCAAUCUCCAUCAUCAUUCCAAACGAAUAAAAAAAAUAAAAGUUACAAAAUACAGCUGGUAUUUCAUCGCACGGCCGGAAAGUAUCCACAGGACCACAGCGCACCACUCCGUCGUUACUCCGCCACUUUCCGGGCAAAUCUUUGCCGCGGAAAUAAAAACAGAAGCUUGACCAUAAAAACAGAGCCCACGGUUAUAGCGCAACAGAGGGAGAAAAAAGCAGGCAGCUUCAUAAGUGAUGAAAGCCCAACCAUGCUUAACGACCAUCCGUUUCUUCCCGACGGCUGACGAUCCCGCCGGUCCCGGAAGUUCAAAGGCCGCCCUUUUUCCGCCAGUUAUAUACAUCUCGCAAAGAAUCCGGCUAAAUCCAUCGCAUUUCUCGACAUCAGAAUCCAAACCCACCUUCCAAAAGAGAAAUUCAUUUUUUUUUCGAACAGGGGAAGAAGUCCGGCAAUGGGCUCUCUUCCGCCAUUUCUCGAUCUUCCUGCGAAUCCCAAGCACCGUCAGCAGCGGCAGAUCGACGAAUCCACCCUCCUGAAUCUCUUCAAAGCCCAACAGAACCAUCUCAAUUACUUCUUCCGCCACCUCGAUCUCUCGCAGGCGCUCUCCUUCUCCCAAACCCUGCUUAACACCACCGGCACCAUCUUCUUCUCCGGCGUCGGCAAGUCCGGCUUCGUCGCCAACAAGAUCUCCCAGACCCUCGUCUCCCUAGGCAUCCGCGCCUCCUUCCUCAACCCCGUCGACGCCCUCCACGGCGACAUCGGCGCCCUCUCCUCCCUCGACGUCCUCGUCCUCUUCAGCAAGUCCGGCAACACCGACGAGCUCCUCCGCUUGGUCCCCUGCGCCAGGGCCAAAGGGGCCUACCUGGUGUCGGUGACUUCCGUCGAAGGGAACUCCCUCGCGUCCGUCUGCGACAUGAAUGUACAUUUGCCGCUGGAGAGGGAGCUGUGCCCUUUCGAUUUGGCUCCGGUAACCUCCACCGCGAUCCAGAUGGUGUUUGGCGAUACGGUGGCGAUCGCGCUUAUGGGGGCCAGGAAUUUGACCAAGGAGGAGUACGCGACUAACCACCCUGCUGGCAGGAUCGGCAAGAGCUUGAUUUUCAAGGUGAAGGAUGUUAUGAAGAAGCAAAAUGAGCUGCCGGUGUGCAGGGAAGGAGAUCUGAUUAUGGAUCAGCUGGUUGAGCUGACAAGUAAAGGCUGCGGUUGCCUUCUUGUCGUUGAUCCUGAUCAUCACCUUAUUGGCACCUUUACUGAUGGUGAUCUCCGGCGGACUCUCAAGGCUAGUGGGGAAGCCAUAUUCAAGCUUACAGUUGGGGAAAUGUGCAACAGGAACCCAAGAACUAUUGGUCCAGAUGCAAUGGCAGUGGAAGCAAUGAAGAAGAUGGAAUCACCACCAUCACCUGUACAGUUUCUGCCUGUGAUCCGUGAUCAGAAUGUUUUGAUUGGAAUCAUUACCCUCCAUGGACUAGUUUCAGCAGGGCUUUGAUGUGAUUGUAUCAGCAACGGCGUUCUUCCUUCUGCAUUGGGAUGUCGAUCAUCGUUCCUUUCACUGUACCAUUGAUAGUUGUAAUGUGUAAUGUAGUCAACUAGUCAUUUCAUUGGGUAGUUCAUCGAGAGGCAGAUAGAACAUGUAGAAUGAGGAUUCUUUUCCCGGUUCGUCCUGCACUUCCAAAUUCACGUUGGUUUUUAUAUAUUAAGAGCGAGCUUGAGAAAGAAGCCAUUUUUUUUAUACAUAAACUUACUAAG
Linum tenue is the source of this 1790-nucleotide messenger RNA. NCBI's taxonomy places the organism in Eukaryota, Viridiplantae, Streptophyta, Magnoliopsida, Malpighiales, Linaceae. The record is from the annotation of a GenBank genome assembly.